CACUGGCAGCUCCCAAGGGCAGCCGCUCCAAGGCACUUCCUGCUCCUGGGCACUCCGAGGGAUCCGCCUCCCAGCAGGGCUGGCUUUCAAACAGGCACAACCAGAUUCCCCAGGCACAAAGUAAUCAAUUUGCCUGUCUCCUGCAGUUGCAGAAGGCAGUUUCACUCUAGCACUCCUGAGGAUGAUCACACUUGGUCGACAAUAGAAGAAGCAGAAGGAAUGAAGGAAAUACUUCAUGGAAUGUUACUCAAGACACGUUGCCUAGGGAAUAUUCUGGAAAAAUGUUUUUGGGAUUAUACUGAAGCUUAACCUCCAGAGUUCCUGUGUAAAGAGUAAAAGCCACCAACACGGGAUUCAGAGUGCAACCAAACAAAAAAGAUAUUGGAAUUAACUUCCUGUGUUGCAAGAGGGGACGAGAAAAAAAAAAACAGGAAAGAAUCCUGACCACAAAAACCAUGAGAGAUCGUCUGCAAGAGCUCAGACUGAGGGCUAAGGAGCUACAGAUGGGCAGGGAAAACAAUGGUGCAACUGUACAAGAAGAGGAGCAGGAGGAGUUUGAACAGCAGGCUAUUAUUUAUGAAAAAGAGCCCAUAACUGAAAGGCACCUGCAUGAAAUCCAGAAACUUCAGAACGAAAUUAAUAAUCUGGUGGAAGAAGUCAAUAAAUUCAGCCAACAACAAAAAAGCCUCGUGUCUUCAAUGAGAAGAUUCAGCGUUCUCAAAAAGGAAUCUAACAUAGCCAGGGAAAUCAAAAUCCAAGCAGAACAGGUACGCAAAGGUUUGGAUGAGCUGGCAAAAGCAGUGAGGAAAGCUGAGAAUGAGCACGGGCCAGCGCGAGCCACGGUGAGGAUCCUGGCUGCCCAGCACGCCUUCCUGUCCCACCGCUACCUGCAGGCCAUGCUCGCCUACAACCAGGCCAUCACCGCCAAGCAGGACAAGUGCAGGACCUUCAUCCUCCGCCAGCUUGAGGUAGCUGGCAAAGAGGUGUCUGAGGAGGAGGUCAAUGACAUGCUCCAGCAAGGAAAAUGGGAGAUUUUCAAUGAAAAUCUACUCACUGAAGUCAAGAUUACUAAAGCUCAGCUGUCAGAGAUUGAGCAGAGACACAAAGAACUGGUCAAUCUGGAGAACCAGAUCAAAGACGUGAAAGAACUGUUUAUCCAGAUCUCGCUUCUGGUGGAGGAGCAAGGGCAGAUGAUCAACAACAUAGAAAUCUACAUGAACAACGCUCAAGAAUAUACUCAAGUAUCAAAAGAAAAGUUUGGGCUUGCAGUCAGGUAUAAAAAAAGAAAUCCUUGCAAAGCAAUUUGCUGCUGGUGCUGUCCGUGCUGCAGAUGACACCAGAAAUGAACUGCCUGAAAUACCAAUGGUUCCUCCACACCAAACUGAUCUUGAAAAGCACUCCUGGAAUCCCUCAACUGCUUCACUUUUCUCCCCGUUUUCCCUUCAGCAGAGCUCUCAGGAAAAACUGCAUCUGUUUUUCAAGCCAGAGUAAAGGAUUUUAUGGUUUUUACAGAAACACGUGAACUACAGGAAAUGAUCAAAGGAUAAAAGUGACUUUUUCUUUUGGUUCUUAUAAACUUCUUCAAAGUUUAGAAGUUCUAAAGUUUAGUUUGGUUCUUCAAACUAAGUCAGCGUAGCAAGAAAGUCCCUGUGCUGUUGGGAAGCAUUGAAAAUACUGUUAAUCACAGACAGGAUUCAUAAAAGUGUUUUAUUUACUUUUCGCAAAAUGAUAAUAAGUAUUUUUAAUUGCCUUGUGGUAUUUUUUAGCAUUUAUAUUUACUUGCUCAAAUUCCAAUUUUUUUUUUUUCCCCGGGAAUGUGAAAUUCUACAAAACAAAUCCACACAAUGCAGACACCAUUAGUAACAAUCCAGAAUGGGAUGCCUAAACCAGACAAGAGGUCAGAAAACUUAUCAGGAAUGUCUCAAUACUACCUCUACAGGAAAAGUUCAUGAACUUUUCAUAAAUUGACACAGAGAUACUUUGAUUAUUCAGCUCUACAGGCAGAGCCCUAGCAGGAUAGGGGAAUAUGAUCCCUAAUUACACACUCACAAGGCACAUUCUUAAUCCUGCCUAUCCUACCUGAAUACAGUCACAUUUGCAGUCUCACUUUUGCUAGCACAAAAAUUAAUGAAAAAAUAGAAUAAAAAAGAGAACUCCAUCCUUACACCCCCUACUCCUCCCCCAUAAUCUAGAACCAGAGAAUGAUUUAGGUUGGAAGGAAUCUCCUGUAACCAACUCCUUUUGGAACUGAGUGAGAAACAGCUCUCCAUGCAAUUUAACAGACAACAGCAAUGUAACUGAGCCAAAAAAGUUAUGUCCAAAAAGAAAUUAAAAAAAAAAAAUUGCACACUAAAACCAAACAGAAACCAGAAA
Molecule: messenger RNA, 2373 nt
Organism: Lonchura striata (white-rumped munia)
Lineage: Eukaryota; Metazoa; Chordata; Aves; Passeriformes; Estrildidae
Gene: STX19
Product: syntaxin 19
Biological process (GO): intracellular protein transport; synaptic vesicle fusion to presynaptic active zone membrane; exocytosis
Cellular component (GO): plasma membrane; synaptic vesicle; SNARE complex
Molecular function (GO): SNARE binding; SNAP receptor activity
Source: RefSeq, a predicted model, not a curated record